Messenger RNA from Hermetia illucens (black soldier fly), 4344 nucleotides. Its product is annotated as UPF0518 protein GJ17503. The transcript is spliced from 8 exons. The coding region runs from base 667 to 3606 and encodes 979 amino acids. The record is from RefSeq and is a predicted model, not a curated record. Lineage: Eukaryota; Metazoa; Arthropoda; Insecta; Diptera; Stratiomyidae.
UCUAGGUAAGAUUUGCGAAAAUUGUGUGGAGGCGAGUACUUUCGCUCGUCCAAUUUUAUAUUUCUUUUAAAUUUAUCUCGAGUUGAGGUGUGUCUAAAUUAGCAAAUUUUAAUCUGCAAAAUCGGCAACGACAAAAUCAAUUCUCCACAAUGUAGACUGUGUCGAUAUUCGCGAAGAAAAGUGAACACUCGAAUUACCGCCGUCCUCUCGUCGCUAUUUUCGUAGAAGUUUUUUGUGUGUCACGCAAAAGUGACGAUGGUGCCUUUGCAAGCAGUUAACCAUCAUCACACAAGAUAAGAUUGGGACGUUUGAAAAGAGGCACUUUGCGGAAGUCAGUCGUCGGACGGCUCAGAGUGAAAGAAAGUGCGCGACAAGUUGAUUGUUAUACUGAAGUGCAAUUAUUGGAGUUUGUGUAAAACAUUUUCAUGCCCGCGUCUACGUUCGAGUCAGAAGUGAUAAAUUGGGCCAGUCUGUGCAAUAGACGCGGAGCAAGAACGCCUCCGCUAUUUUUAGUGCAAAUCUGAAAUCAUGCAUUCAGAAUCUACUGAAUUUGUGUUUCCUUCCCUACAAAGUGUCGGGUAAGCGUUCCAGAAUUAAUGUGAACCUUUUGAGUGCGUGUAGUGUGCGGGGAAUGAAAUUUGAGAUCUGCGGAAAGUACACGCCGAGAUGAGUUGGCUUCGCACGAGUCCCUUGAGGCAGAGCCUUACCCGCAGUGCGGGUUCCAGCGGUUCAGUGAAUGGUACUCGACAGCGACCCAUCGAUGCUGCAACGGACUGUGAUCCCAGGGCAUGCUACGAUAGCUUCUGCAAACAUUGGCAACAAGCAUAUGAGAUAAUUCAGAGAGCAGAGCCUCAGAAACCAUCAGCGCAUGACGAUGUGUUCGGAGUUGUUUCUCAUCUCGACUUCAUGGUAACAUUGCUUCUGGUGGAAUUACAUCAUUGCAGUAAAGUCACGUUACCGAAUUCAAACCAAACACCGCCAGCACCAUGUUUGGAAUAUCUACUAAGUGAAAAUCUAUUGGAUAAAUUAUAUGAAUGGGGAAUAUCGACAGGACGUUAUGCCAAUGCUGUUCGUUUGGAACAACUUAAAUUAUAUGAGCUUCUAGUGAGUCAUUCAAGACACCAACUUCUUGUCCAUGAACCAUUUCUAAGACCGCUUCUGAAGAUAUUAGCAUCGAGCCAAGGCGAGAUCUUUCCGCCUGAUAUUGAAAAGCGACUUGUGAUACUGUUGAAUCAAUUAUGUGUUAUUUUAAUGCAAAAUGUACAUUUACUUGAUUUAUUUUUCUUUUCGUCAAGUCAACAGCAUGGCCAAGGAAGUACAAAUUUCAUUAUAUUCUCGCUGCUUAUACCGUACGUUCACCGCGAAGGUACAUUGGGUCACCAAGCUCGCGAUGCUCUGCUAUUAUGUAUGUCACUAUCGCAGAAAAACUCUAACGUCGGAACAUAUAUUGCACAAUACUCAUCGAUGUGUCCACUAUUAGUGACCGGACUUGGUGGCUUAUAUUCACGUCUUCCGAACACGUUAGAAAUUAAUUCAGUCGAUUGGAAUCGGAUAACACCGGAUGAUGUUACAGAAAUACCGGAACUAACAUUAUUCAUGAAUUCCUUGGAAUUUUGCAAUGCAGUCGUACAAGUGGCACAUGAUUUAAUAAAACAACAACUACUGGAUUUCAUGUAUCAAGGAUUUAUAGUUCCAGUGAUGGGACCAGCCUUACUUCAGAUUUUCAAAGGCAAACAUUUGCAGACAAACAUCGAAUCGCAAAUUUCAGCGAUGGCUUAUUUGGAUUUAAUAAUGCGUUCUGUAACGGAGCCAGGAUUGCUUAAAGUUUUCAUAAAAUUUCUAUUUGAUGAAGAGAAAUUUGAUGGACAACGAAUUAUAGAUGUUCUCAUCGAUAGGGUGAAUAGUUCAGAUCCAAAUCUGUGUAUGGUGUCCCUGUCACUAUUUGAUACAUUACUAAGCCUGCAUUGUGAAGAUAUCAUGUUAGAAUUACUGUUAAAAUAUUUGUUACCUGGAAAACAUAUUCCAAUUUCACAUCGACAUAAAAUCAACAAAAUUGAUCCAUAUAUAGAUGCGGUAGAUUUUUUCAUGGAUCUAACUCCCGAUGUAAUGAAACAUGCAGCCAAUAUAAAUAAAUCCCGACUUUCUACGGAUUCACCAUCGAAAUCUACAAGUGUACAAAUGCCGUCCGUGAGCAAAACAAUAGGAGCUAAUUGGAAUCAUUAUGGUCUACUUUCCGGGGAUAGCCUCUAUUCAAAUUAUUAUGCAUAUCUAUUUGAAGCACAUCACAGAAUAGCCCAAUGCUAUUCAGCUUGUUCGCAAUGGACAAGUCGAUAUCGAUAUCAAAAGUGGCCGCCAAAACGUUCAAACGGCUCGAAUGGACAAUCAUUUGAGAAAUUAACUGAGAUGGUUAGAAACUUCUUUGCCGAAUUCACAUUAUCGCCGAAUGCCAAUGAGAAUGCACAAAGUUAUGAUUGUGAUAAAAAUAAGUAUGAUAGCUUGCAAUCGAUAGGGGAAUCAAGUGGUUAUGAAUCGUUCAAGUGGCGACCAGAUGACGACACAGACCCUUUAGGUGUCUCUUUUAUCACACCUCUAUCGAACACCAGCUGUGAUUUGGAUGAUAGUCAACGAAAACAUUCACAGGAACCUAGUUGGAAAAUAUCGAGUCGGAAAAAUGAAUCGCUUGUCGAUUUAGAUUUCUCCGAGGACUUGUUCACGCAAGGGACAGUCAGUUUAGGUCCUUUCUUAAAUUCUAUUUGGGGAAAACUACAAACAUUCACGAGCAACAGUUUGUACGUAAACCUUCACCUUACCGGCCUCAUAACACGAAUUGCAUGGUAUCCUUUGCCAUUAAUUCAUUCAAUUCUAUUACGACCGGAUAUCGCAACAACUUCCGACACACCGUCGUUCCACCAAGUUCUCCGUAUUUUGAAGCAACAAAUCGAUGCCGAAUUGCCAGUAACUGAAGAUUCGUUGGAAAUCAUUGAUGUUGCUCGCUCAUUUUUAGUCGAUCGUGAAUUCCGUUUACUGAACGCUCGUAAGAAUGCAGUUGAGUCAUCGAAAAAUCCAGGGAAAAAUGGUUCUUCCUACAAUCAGACAACAUAUGCAAAUAUAUCCGCCACUACGCCCCCACAAUUAACACCAUCGUCCUCAUACGAUCCGUUCAGAAGAAGCGAUCCAAAACGAAAAAGCUUCUCACAAUCACUGGCCAAUGUUUUUCGGCGACAAAAUGCUUCAUCAGGUUUAUCGCAAAUAAAAGCAUUCUUCACCGGUUCUGUUCAACCGACUGCACAAGCUCCACAGGGUGUCUCCUUAACAAACAGCCCUGUGAAUGUGAAUCAAGGGGGCAUACCACUACGAGAUACAAGUGCAUACUCCACUGCAUCGAAUUCCCUUAACAUGAGUAGCGUAGGCGCCACAAGCUCAGAACCGAACUCUCUUGAUUCACUAUCUUCGAUGACAUCGACCAUUGGUGCAAUAGCUAAUACUAGCGGAACAGAACGUACGCGCGAUUUAGCACUGUGUGCUGUUUUAUUAGACGAAUGGCUAAAAGAAUUAGCAGCAAUAUCACACGAACAGUCGAUCGUUAUGUUGGCCGAAACAUUUUAACGAAUUAGGAUAGUAAUUUUCUUUUUUUGUAGAUUCAUUUGUAAAUGACUUUGCCCAGUACGUAGAUAAGAUUUUUAAAGUGAAAUUUAUUUUAUGAAGAGCAGAGUGGAAUGUGCAUGUGUGAAGAACUUUAAUUGAGUUGACUAAAUCUAUCUUCAUGAUGGCGAUUUAAGACACAGUUUUAUCAUAAAUCGAAAGUACUCAUAAUUUACAUCUAAACAGACGGGUCCGAUGUUGCUUAUCAGUUUCCGAAGUAUUUCGUAUGUGAUCAAAAUUAUACUGGGAUGCAAUAGCAUUCAAUAUGUUCGUCCGCCGUUACGAAGGCAUGAGUUAAGUAUGAAACAAAUCCCUUAGUGACUAGAUAGCCUCAGCCCUGUCAAUUGUUGUAAUAAAUGGAUACAGUUGGUAGAGGCAAUGAUAAUUGAAGCAUCCACAAACCCAGUGAUAAAUUUUAUUUCUGCAUAUUAUUGAAUUCUAAAAAGUUAUUUAUUGAGCGAACAAACAUUGGCUGAUUAUUAUUUGCUUUUUACGCAUGAAGUUCAAAUCGAGGUACCGUACCACAUUUAUACAAAGUAAACAAAGUAUGUCGCCAAUAAUACGUUUUGUGUGAGUGAUAAAAGGGUUAAAAUUAGCAGUGACAUUAUAACAUAUACAGAUAAAGAAACCUAAUAUUUAUAGACAUUGUACGUAUUUUUUAUGUUUAUCGAAGGAUAAAUAAAGUUAUUUUGACAGUUUUUA